Messenger RNA from Oreochromis aureus, 2896 nucleotides. Its product is annotated as neuronal acetylcholine receptor subunit non-alpha-2-like. NCBI's taxonomy places the organism in Eukaryota, Metazoa, Chordata, Actinopteri, Cichliformes, Cichlidae. Gene Ontology annotation, cellular component: postsynaptic membrane; synapse; neuron projection. The transcript is spliced from 6 exons. Gene Ontology annotation, molecular function: acetylcholine-gated monoatomic cation-selective channel activity; transmembrane signaling receptor activity. The coding region runs from base 246 to 1706 and encodes 486 amino acids. The record is from RefSeq and is a predicted model, not a curated record. Gene Ontology annotation, biological process: signal transduction; chemical synaptic transmission; nervous system process.
UCCUCCUGCGAGCCACCCCGUCCACCGACAGCGGCGCUUCCCGUGACGCCUCGAACGGAAUCAGAUUCGGACACAUGCGCUCUCACAUCAGGUCCCUGCCCCCUGAUACACGGCAGCAGCAGCGGGGUUACUUUCCGUAUACCGUCGAGCUCCAGCGCUGAUGGGAACCUCGGGGCAUAGCCUACUUAUCCAGCUGAGCAGCAGUUAUUAACAGGAGGCUGUCAGAGCUCUUCCCGGACAAUACCAUGAAGUUAGAAGUCCUUCUUCUCCUCCUGUUGGGUUUUUGCAAGCUGUCCCCCGCCAAGAUUGCCGCUCCAAAUGAGUUCGUGUCCUUGGCGGAGAUGGAGGAUGCUUUAUUGAAGAACCUUUUCCAAGGCUAUCAGCGCUGGGUUAGGCCAAUCCAGCGUGCCAAUGACACUGUUAAAGUACGCUUUGGACUCAAGAUCUCUCAGCUGGUCGAUGUGGAUGAGAAAAAUCAGCUAAUGACAACUAAUGUUUGGCUGUGGCAGGAAUGGAUUGAUUACAAGCUGCGAUGGAAUCCAGAUAAAUACGGAGGAAUCACCUCCAUCAGAGUUCCUUCAGAAAAUAUCUGGCUCCCAGACAUCGUCCUGUAUGAGAAUGCUGAUGGGCGGUUUGAGGGUUCCCUGAUGACCAAAGCUAUUGUGAAGUACAACGGGGCCAUCACAUGGACACCACCUGCCAGUUACAAGUCUGCCUGCACCAUGGAUGUCACUUUUUUCCCUUUUGAUCGCCAGAACUGCUCCAUGAAGUUUGGGUCCUGGACCUAUGAUGGCAGCAUGGUGGACUUGGUUCUCAUGGACAACCAGGUUGAUCGGAAAGACUUCUUUGAUAACGGGGAGUGGGAGAUACUCAGUGCUACUGGUGCCAAAGGAAACAGAAAAGAUGGCUUGUUAUCCUAUCCCUUCAUCACAUACUCCUUCAUCCUGAAGAGGCUGCCCUUGUUCUACACGCUGUUCCUAAUCAUCCCUUGUUUGGGUUUGUCCUUUCUGACCGUCCUGGUCUUUUACCUCCCCUCAGAUGAAGGAGAGAAGCUUUCACUCUCUACCUCCGUCCUAGUGUCACUUACUGUGUUCCUGCUGGUCAUUGAAGAAAUUAUUCCCUCCUCCUCCAAAGUCAUACCCCUGAUCGGAGAGUACCUCCUCUUCAUCAUGAUUUUUGUCACCCUCUCCAUCAUCGUCACUGUCUUUGUCAUCAAUGUCCACCAUCGCUCCUCAGCCACUUACCACCCAAUGUCGCCGUGGGUUCGAAACCUCUUUCUUCAAAAACUGCCCAGAUUGCUGUGCAUGCGAGGGCACACUGACCGCUACCACUACCCAGAGCUGGCUCCCGAAAGCCCUGAGCUGAAGUCUCGCUCUGCAGGUCGGAGAGGCCAGAAGACAAACAGUGGUUCGCACGGACCGACGACUUCUGAUGGGAAGGACGAAGAAGCCUGGGGCGCUAUGUUGGAGAAAGCCAUCUAUUCGGUGCGCUACAUCAGCAGACAUAUCCGUAAAGAGCACUUCAUCCGUGAGGUGGUACAAGACUGGAAGUUUGUGGCCCAGGUGUUAGACAGAAUCUUCCUUUGGGCUUUCCUCACUGUCUCAGUAUUAGGCACCAUCCUUAUCUUCACUCCAGCUCUGCAGAUGUUCAUGAAAAUCCCUCCUCCAACUCCAAGUGAGGAACAAGCUUCGGAGCAGUUACACUGACGAGGCAACUGAUCAUCUGCCUUCAAAGAAAACAUUUUUUAAACAUGGUACCACUGAGCAAGAAAAGCCCACUGCAGGCACUUUUUACAGGGUUUUGUUGACUAUGUGACUCUUUCUGUUAAACCACUGUGUAAAAUAUACAUGCAAAUAAGUCAUCAAGUCACUGUGUCUGUUUAGUCAAUAUCAUAACGUUUCAUCUGAUUAUAUUGGCAUUUUAUUCUGGUUUAAGAUACAUACGACAACCUCAGUAAACAGUAGUGUCACCUGUGUUCAUUUUCAGCUCGCAAAUUGCCAAAAUAAAAAAAACAACAACAAAGAAAUGCUUCAUAAACUCUACACCAAAUGGUAUUUAGCUAUCAAUAUACAAGAUUAAGGUAAAACCCCAUAAUUGCCUUAUUUUUUAUGUUUUUAACCAACAUCAUAUUUAAUUUUAUAUUUUUUUCUUGAAAUACUUUUUUUUCAAAUUCAAAACAAAUUUCUACUCUGGGAAUUGUAAUUAAAUAAAACAUCUAUGAGGGCAUUGUCAAAGCUAUUAUUUAACAGUAGGCUACUUUUUGUAGUAAACUACAAGAAAAAUAAUUUCUGCAUACAGUCUUUAAAGUACCUUAAACAGAGAUCCCACCACCUUGCAAAACGUUUGACUUUUGAUUUCACACAUUAGGGGAAAUAAAGUAUUAAAGGAAAUAUACUUAACUUACUCUUCCCUGAGUGUUUUUUUUCAUGUGACAAGGCAUGAAUAAACCUGAAAUAAAAGUAAUAAACAGUAAAAGUUAACGUUAGCAAUAAGUCAGAUGAACUGACUUAUUGCUGAAAAUGAUGGCCCUGAUUUGGCCCUCAGGCUGUAUGUUGAGUAUCACCACACUGAAUCUUAAAAAUUGUGCUGUUCUGUUUCAGUAGCAUUUACUGAUUUGUCAUUUGUGUCGUCCUCAUCAGAUACAUUUUUCUCACAGCAGACAAAGAAUACAUUUAAAGUAACAAAGCGUACUGGAUUAAUGAAAACAACCCAAUAAAAGUUUGUUGUUUUUAUUGUUUCGAUGUACCUAAUUAAACCAAUAAAGCUGGUUUAAAUACACAAGCCUGUUUAAGAUAAUGCUGUUUUUAGACUCGCUUAGAAUUCAGCAAAAAAUGUAUUUGCUCAUCAUGUUGUUUGCAAAAUUUAAGUCACUGCAGUGUCACAAAUGGUAUGACUU